AUGGACGACAUUGACAACAUCGUUGGUCUUACAUCGCCUUCCAAGUCGAUGUCAUAUGUAUACGGCGAUGCGGACCUAUAUCUAGACUCCACAAAUACAUCAGCUACUUCCAGCCCUAUGGAUUCGCCGUACGAUUUAUCUUUCCAAGGGAUAUAUGCUAGCCCUGAGCAUACAGACGAGUCAGGAGAAACGAAGCAGACCGAGCCGCAGCAGCCUGCGACAAAGCCUGCAGCGAAGAGAAAACGUGAGAACAGAUACAAGAAUGCGCCGCCCUCGGUCCUGUCUCGCCGACGAGCUCAGAAUCGUGCAUCUCAAAGAGCCUAUCGCGAACGAAAGGAUCAACGCAUCAAGGAUCUUGAAAUCUUGCUAGGCGAGGCCCAGAAAAAGAAUGAUGUCCUCAGCCAGGCCUAUUCGAACCUCCAAGCAGAAUACAUCAGGCUUAAACGUGAACAGGAAACGGCACAGCGUUUUCAACAAGCUAGUUUAGUCUACGACCCAACGAUAGGCUCAGCAUCGGGCGACACCGAUUUAUUUCUCUACAACGGCUUAUCAAAUUACUCUUUGUAA
Hypoxylon trugodes is the source of this 567-nucleotide messenger RNA. RefSeq lists its product as uncharacterized. Lineage: Eukaryota; Fungi; Ascomycota; Sordariomycetes; Xylariales; Hypoxylaceae. Bases 1 to 567 code for a protein of 188 amino acids. Gene Ontology annotation, molecular function: DNA-binding transcription activator activity, RNA polymerase II-specific; transcription cis-regulatory region binding. Gene Ontology annotation, cellular component: RNA polymerase II transcription regulator complex. The transcript is spliced from 3 exons. The record is from RefSeq and is a predicted model, not a curated record.